AUGCAAAACGACUUGUCUAAGAGCCAUGAUCGUAUGAAGAUGAUGUAUAAGCUGAAAGGAAAGCACGAUAUUAAAAAGAAGCAGAAGAAUUAUAGUAUAAGUAAGUUGGUACUUUGCUUUGUUUUUUUAAUUUGCGUUUAGAAAAGAAUGAGAAGAAACGUCGAAGAGAGGAAGAAUUACUAAGUUCAGCUAUUAACAAAGAGUCGUAUCAAAAAGCCAUCGAAAUGCAGCCAACUAGUGGAUUCAACACAAAUAUUCAAACGCAAAGUAAAGGAAGCACAAAUUUAUUACCUUUUUUUAGAGAAAUGGUACCAGUUGAGUGUCGCUUUGCCUGGUUCAAUAUUGAAUAAUGCCCAGAGUCCAGAGCUGAAAGCGUAUCUGGCGGGUGAGAUUGCCAGAAGUCUAUCUGUUUUUUGCGUUGAUGAAGUAGUAAUAUUUGAUGAAACGGCACGAAUGACGGACAGGUAGGACUGAUCAAGAUUAUUUUGUUCAAUUUUAGCCAACUAAAUGCUUAUUACUCUGGAUCAUGGACUGGAGAAGAAAAGAUGACCGACAAAAACAAUGAAUGUAAUUUCCAUUUGGCCAGAAUUUUGGAGUUUCUGGAAUGCCCUCAAUAUCUUCGAAAGGCUCUCUUUCCUGUACAAAAACCCUUGAAAUUUGCUGGAAUUCUGAAUCCGUUGGAUGGAAUGCAUCAUUUGAGAGCUAAUGAUCUUCACGUUCCUUAUCGCGAAGGCAUUGUUUUGGACAGGAUAGUAAAAGAAGGAAAAGGAUCUUUUUGUGAUGUCGGUCUGGACAAGGUAAGAUUAAUGAAGACAUAAGGUUCCUCGUUUAUAGGAAUUGCAAUUAGAAGAUGGAAUUGUGUUGCCCCCAAAAACUAGAGUCACUGUACAUCUAACAGACACCAAUCCAGAGAGAAAACGGUAUCGAGGGAAAAUCUUUAGUCCAAAGAAGAUCAGAAACGAAGCCGGCGUCUACUGGGGAUACAAUGUCAGGCUUGCCAAAAGCCUUCAUGAUGUGUUCUCAAUCAAGUAUGACGUGUAUGUAGGCACAUCGGAACGAGGCAAGGCUAUUGGAGAUGUCGAGUUCGAGCAAAAGGAGGGAUGGUGAGUGGCAUUAUUUUACCGUUUAAUUUCUUUUAGCAAGAUUCUGAUAGUUUUUGGCGGUUUACAAGGCUUGGAGCAAGCUGUACAGUGCGAUGAGCAAAUUGAAGACGAAGAUCCAGCCAGUCUCUUUAAUUAUUACAUCAACUCUCUCCCCGAUCAAGGAAGUCGGAUUAUCAGGACUGAGGAAGCGAUCCCAAUCACGUUAACUGCUCUUAAGAUGAAACUUGGAUGA
This is a messenger RNA of Bursaphelenchus xylophilus (pine wood nematode), 1335 nucleotides long. Lineage: Eukaryota; Metazoa; Nematoda; Chromadorea; Rhabditida; Aphelenchoididae. The record is from the annotation of a GenBank genome assembly.